Dissoconium aciculare CBS 342.82 is the source of this 1314-nucleotide messenger RNA. RefSeq lists its product as uncharacterized. NCBI's taxonomy places the organism in Eukaryota, Fungi, Ascomycota, Dothideomycetes, Mycosphaerellales, Dissoconiaceae. The transcript has a single exon. The coding region runs from base 162 to 1112 and encodes 316 amino acids. The record is from RefSeq and is a predicted model, not a curated record.
CCGAAGACCAACCACUAUAGCUUCGUUUGUCACCUGCCACAUCAGCAGUUACUUCUGCUGAACAUUUCAUUACGCCUUCCCUUAAGACAAAGUCCGCAUUCGAGCAAUUUCGCACAUAACAUCGACCCACUUAUGGAUGAGCUCACCUAUCGCGGCCAUAGAUGACGCAGCAUGCACUUUGGUCUCUACGCUCUCGUCGGUUGAAGUGCGAUGCUGCACAGGCAUAUAAGCGGCUCUUAGUGACUGGAGCCAGGCCUGCUCAACGAUGUCGACAGCCACGCCUCUGCUCGCAGAACUGCAGAUGCUUCGCCCAAGUCAAGGACGUCGGACCUAAUGAAAGAGAUAUCUGGUUCACCAGCACGGCGCCCUGCGCAUAUUCUCUCGACCACAAACCUGGCGACGAGCGAGUAGAUGAGCGCACCCUGCAGCUCGGCAAGACGAUUCGAACACUUCACGAGAGACUUCCAACACUAUUGAAAGAGCCGCUACCAUCGGAGGUUUUGUCCCCGCAGAUUAGUCUGCACCUCUUCCCAUCGACACAUCCGCACCUGCCGACUGUCUCUGGUCGGAUCGCAUAUGUCGCAGCCCUCUGGACUGCGCCGGUGGCAUGGGGCAGGGUACCGCUGAUCGGUAAUGUGGAAUUGAGCAUUCUGUCGGAGCGCAUGAUCCGACGAGGUGGCGCCAGUGUGAGCAAAGAGCACCGACAAGAGCAGUUGGUGGUCAAAUGGAAAACAUGUGGCAAGACAACGCACCGUGACGGCACAGGCGGGAUAUAUCGCGGUAUGGGCAUCAGUGCAAAGGACCCUGUGGACCGGAUCAAGGCCUUUAUUGCUGGGACAAAAGGAGAAUCAGCAGACAAAUCACUUGAUCCCGAGGAAUUUUGUGGGAUCUUCAUUUUCGACUUUGACGAACGCGGCCGCAUCGCGAAACAUGUCAUCGAACACACUGAAGAAGGUGGACAUUGGGACCAGAUGACCCGAGUUGUCUCCGUAACAGACUGGCUCAUUGGCACCUUCAACGGCAAACGAGCACCGCAACCAGCACUAGCCUGGUGUGCACGCAAGUCUGAGGAUGAUCGGCUCAGGUUUCGCGAAAAGCAUGAUCGCAGCUGACUGCGUAUUAUUCGUUGACAGCUUUUUUUUGGCUUGAGUGGCUCAUGUAAUGAAUUAUGUACGAGUAGAAGAGACCAUAUGCGUGUGUCGCAUUUGAAUGUAGUAUACUUAGCAGGGCAAUGCUCUCUACUUAAUUUGACCUUGCUCUCAUGCAAUAUGCCCAGGUGUGUUUGCAUGCUUCCAUUCCAGGAUCUUGCAGAAU